AUGUUCUACCCAAUAGGAUUUGCUAUAUCGCUCAUUUAUUUUGUCUACUGUAAUGCAAAAGAGUGCAAAGAUGAAUCUAACUUUUGUAAUAUUACGGCAAUCGAUAUUUGCUCUUCAACAAAAACUAACAAAUUUUGCCUUGCAACAUGUGGUUUAUGUGAUGAUGAUAUCACUACUGAUAAUAAUGAUAUCACUACUGUUACUCCAACUGAAGAAUGUUCGGAUCGAUGGAUAAAUUGUACAAAGCUUAAAAAAGUUGAUGCAUGUAAAAAAAAUUCAAAUAUUGCAAAAAUUUAUUGCUAUAAAACAUGUAGCAAUUGUACAGCUAUAAUAUCUCCUACAACAAAGCCAAAUAUUGCAACGCAAACUAAUUCUUUGCUUACAAUUAUUUCUUGUAUUUUAAUUUUUGCUACAAUGAAAAUUAUAAUUUAA
Messenger RNA from Brugia malayi, 432 nucleotides. RefSeq lists its product as uncharacterized. The transcript has 3 exons. The record is from RefSeq and is a predicted model, not a curated record. Bases 1 to 432 code for a protein of 143 amino acids. Lineage: Eukaryota; Metazoa; Nematoda; Chromadorea; Rhabditida; Onchocercidae.